GCUGCUGGUGCUGCCGCUGGGUGGCGUUGACAGUUAGAUGCCACCGCGGGAGCCUCCGCCUCCGCCUCAGCUCUAAUCUAUCUCGGAAUCGCCGGCCGGCGCCCGCGCCCUCGGAGGACUCCGCCCCGCCCCGCCCCGCGUCGCGCCGCACGCCCACCCACACGCCUCGAUCCCGCUCCCCGCGUCCACGUCCGAGGCAGCGGCCGGCGACGAUGGCGUCGUCCUCGUCCUCGUCGGCGUCGUUCCCGUCGGCGGCGGCGAGGAGGAAGGCCCGCAGCCCCCCGAAGCACCGCCACGACGGCACCUCGCCGCUCCCGCUCGGCAUGGACUGGAGCCCGCCCCCGAAGCGAUGGGAGGGAAGAAACACCAUAUGGCCACAUAACCCUCAAACAGGCUGGAGUUACUGUGUGACGAUACCUUCUUGGAUUGCUCAAACACCUGAAGCGGGUGUAACCCCUGACAAUUUCUUGAAAUCUAUCGUUUUUUACAGGAUACAUGUUGGUAUACAAUCUCCGGAAGGCGUUAGCUCUAGCCAUGGAGUUCUUCGAAGGUUUAGUGACUUUCUAAAGUUAUGUUCUGAUCUUAAGCGUGCGUUUCCCAGAAAAGACAUCCCCCCUGCUCCACCGAAGCAUGCUUUCCUAAGAAUAAAUUCAAGCAGGUUGCUUCUAGAAGAGAGAAGAAAUACUUUGGAGGAGUGGAUGCAAAAGCUACUUUCUGACAUUGACGUAUCAAGAAGUACUCCUGUUGCUGCUUUUCUUGAACUUGAAGCUGCUGCACGCUCAUAUUUCCAAGAUUGGAAUCAGCGUCCUUCUGAAGCUGGUACUUCAGUAAAAAGCAGUACAGACUCUUCUCAUGAUACUGAUGAACCUGCUUCAGGUGCUCUCUCUGAGUCCAAUCGAAUAAAUCCAGUACUUGCUCGUAAUACCAGUGUGACAGGAGCAACUGGUAAUGGUGUGCUGGGAGAAUCUAUAUUAGGCGCGCCAAAUCACAGGAAAGAUAGUAUUGUCUUUUUGGAACAUGAUGGAAGGAAUGGUUCGAUAGAGACUUACAAGGGAGUUAUAUCUGAAGAUGAUCGUGAUUCUAACCCUGGUCAUGCUCGGAAGGAUUCUGCUGAAAGUUUAGGUAGUGAUUUGAGUUCUUUAAGAGGAAGCGAAUUAUCAACUCCAGGGGUUAGUAGUUCCCUAUGGGAUGGUCCCAUAGAUCUCCCAAGUGGUGUGGAUGGACAUAGUCAAACAGAACAUCUUACUGGUUUAGAUAUGCAGCUUUUGUAUGAUGCGGAUGCUCCAUUCAUCCUUCCAACUGAUCAGAGACAGAAGUUAACUAGGGUUUUGAUCACCAUGCAAAGAAGAAUAGGGACAGCAAAAACCGAUAUGGAGGAUCUCAUAGCACGUCUACAUCAGGAAGUAGCAGUUAAAGAAUAUCUUUCCACAAAGGUAAAAGAUUUGGAGGUCGAGUUGGAAGCUACAAAGCAAAAAGGCAGAGAGACAUUACAGCAAGCUAUCUUAGCUGAAAGAGAGAGGAUUACUCAGAUGCAGUGGGAUAUGGAUGAGCUCCGCAGGAAGUACUCUGAGAUGGAGUCAAACCUGAAGAUCGAACAAAAUGAGAAAACUCGUGUGGAGUCAGAGAAAACAACUGCCAGUGGUGAAAAAGAAGAGUUAGUUGAAGAACUAGAGACUAGACGAAAAGAAGUUGAGAGUUUGAAACAGCAUCUUGGAGAAGUUGAGGCGAAGUCUAAAACAGAUAUGAAGGUUCUUGUUAAAGAAGUAAAGUCUCUUAGAAAUUCUCAAAAAGAGAUGAAGAAAGUGCUGAAUCAGUAUCUCGAGGAGAAGACGGAACUAGAGAGGAUCAUUAAUAGAGAGAAGCAGCGGUCGACCCGUGUGAAGUCAAGCCGUGAAAAAAUUCUUCACGAAUGCAGACUGCUCCGUGAGCGUCUACAAGAAUGUAGUGCUAAAUUUCUUGCAGAAGAACAAGAUAACUUGACUGUUGAUCCGUCAUCUUUGCCUGAUGCACUAGACUUUCUUGCGACCUCAGACAAUAGGAUACGUCUUCUUGUUGCUGAGGCUCAGCUUCUAGCACGAGAUGAUGAGCAGGGCUCUUCUGAUGAUGGCGAUAAUUCCGAUGGUAAAUCUUCAAUUACCAUGAGCAGUGAAGAUGCAAACAUCACAGAUGAAGAGACAACAAGGAUGCUAUCGGAUCUGCUCAUCGACAAUGCGCAGCUGAGGAUGCGCCUGAAUUCCGUCAUCCGCAAUGCCGUAAAUACCGCCGUGAAGCCAGAGAAAGAAGACACGGACGGAGUCGUCCCGAGGAAGACGGUCCUCAAUUGGUUGCUGGACAGAUAGAAACACACAUGUACAUAUUCUUGUGAAUUAGCUCCUUCUAGUCAUGAGGCGGCCCGAUCAAAAGUUCAUAUAUGAUGAGAGUAUUGCUAUAAGAAACAAUUCACACCCUUCCCCUCUGCCAGCGCCUCCAUUGUGGGAGCCGCUCAGCUCCAUUGUGGAAGCAACGUACCAUGGCAUGGCAGCUUGUCGUCGUGUUGUAUUAUUUGUUUGGUGACGUGGAAAUCCACCGAGGAUAAUGUAUUUAGCCGGACAUGGGAGAGUUUUUCGGUAGAAGAAAAAUAUAGUAAUUGCGAUUUGCAAAGCCGAUGAUAGACGUAUCUCUGUGUAUAGAUGUUUGAGCUGGUGUGCCCAUUUGGCCUGGCUCCAGGCCAAAUCUUGUUGGUCCAUGGAUGGAGCUUCUCGCUGUUUAA
Brachypodium distachyon (stiff brome) is the source of this 2749-nucleotide messenger RNA. Its product is annotated as PX domain-containing protein EREL1. The transcript has 10 exons. Gene Ontology annotation, molecular function: phosphatidylinositol binding. Gene Ontology annotation, biological process: protein transport. The coding region runs from base 213 to 2339 and encodes 708 amino acids. Lineage: Eukaryota; Viridiplantae; Streptophyta; Magnoliopsida; Poales; Poaceae. The record is from RefSeq and is a predicted model, not a curated record.